AGGCUCUUGAGAACACCUAAGGAAAAAUCUGAAUCUGUUGAGGACCUUUCAGGGAUCAAGAGGCUCUUAGAGACACCUGAGAAAAAAUCAGAACCUGUGGAGAUAUUUUCAGAAAUCAAGGUGUUGUUGAAAACACCCAAACAGACUAUGGAGCCUCCUGCAGAUGAUAUUUAUACUACAUCUAGAUUAUCUACUGAAGAAGUAUUAAAAGACAUGAUUGGAAGUGUUACCAAAAAUGAAGCACAAAUUAUGGAAGAUACAACUAUUAAUGGCAUUACUGAGGAAGUUAAGGAAACUGUGAAGCUAAUAGAAGAUAGAGGAAAUACUCAAAUGAUGUCACCAAAGCAAAGAUUUGAACCCAUAAAUAAUAUGGUCGAUAGCAGUCAGACGUUGAAAGCAUCAAAACCAAAAUCUAUGCCAACUGAUGACUACUUAGGAUUGCAAAAGUUUAUAAUUGAACCUAAAGAGAGUUUCAUAAUUCUUGAUAUAGAUUAUACAGGUGUCAAAGAAAUGUUGGACACUGAAAAUGAUAAGGCUAAAAUGCCAGAAUCUCUGAAUUUUGUGGAAGAGAAUGGAUCUUAUACCAGUUCCAGAAAUAAACUGGAGUCCAUGGAAAAUGUGCCUGGAAGUUGUGAAGCAGACCUGGAAAAAGAAUCUCAUUUUCUAGUAACAAAAAAUAACAGUAGUGUUCCAAACCAUGUAGGCUAUGUUGCAUGUAAUUUAUUUAAUGAAUUGAAAACAGAGUUCAAAAAAACAACCAGAACAAUCUCUCUCUCUGAAAACUAUGAGCCAGAUGGAAUGAGUUUCAAAAAUGAAGCUAACACUGAUUUUGUAAAAGAAGCAACUGAAAAUUCUGAUGUAUUAAAAACAGAAAAGCCUGAACCACUUGCUUUGGGUAGAACAAGGAGAAGGAAAAUAAAUGACUGCAGUUCUGCAGUAUAUACUAAGACAAUUGAGAAGCCUACAAAGAAUAGAUCAACACCAGCUAAUUGUGAGCAAAUCAGUGAAAAUUUUGACAGCCACACAGAACUAAAACUAUUGCACAAAUCUGAAAGUAAUUUUACGAUAAUUGAAACAACCAAAUUAUCUAAAAGAGGGAGAUCAAAGAAGCAGAAUGUUAAAACAAAUGGGAAUAUAGGAUCUAAUAAUAUAAGCCAUACUCAGGAAUUAGAAAAACCUUUAAAGGAAACAGCAGUGGAAAAACAUUCUGUGAACAGGAGAAAAGUAGCAACUAAAAGAAAAGGAAAAAUGGUAACAAGUAUGGAUUUGGAAGAAAAUGGACCAAUUCAAGAAAAUGAAAAUGAUUUAACUGCCAAAACAAGGCUAAGGUCUAGAAAUGUAAAAAAGAGUGCAAGUGACAUAAAGACAACAAUUGCCAAAGGUAAAGCAAAUGAUACAAUGUCAGGGGAAGAAAGUAAUAAAAGAAGAAAGAUUGCUGCAAUACAAUCAAGCCCAGAAACAUUAAUCACAACUUUGAAUGCAGAUGAGCAAGGAACACAAAAAUCUACAAUAUCUAAAAUAUGUAAAACCGAAGCUUCAGAAAAUAAUCUAAAAGCAAUGGGGAAAAAAUUAGUGGAGAAGAAAAAAAAAGUUCAGUUUUUACUUAACGAUGACUUUAAGGCUUCUGAAGAAAAAUGUGUACUUGGAUAUGAGAGUAAUACUCAUAAAGAAGAAAGUCAAACUGAAAACAUUUGUAAUGGGAUUCCAAAGGUUCCCUUGGAAAGCAUGCAAACUCCCAGUCCACCCAGAAUAGAAAAGCUAUCAAAAAAGAAUCUGCCUAGCAGAGGUAGAGGCAAAAAAUCAGUUUCCAAUCCUUCUGUAGAAAGUGAAAGCAAGCCAGCCUCUGAUGGGAAAGAUCAUGAUGUGAUUGUCAGUCUAAAAGAAAAUCAGCCCAGAAGAAGCAGAGGGAGAAGGAUAGAUCAAGUGGUCCUCAAAUCUGUUCCUUUAGAAAAUAUUUCUGGAGAUUCUACAGUGAACAAAUGCCCUUCAUUCCAAGGUGGAUGUUCUUUGCCACAAGCUCAAAAUGAAAAUUUUGAAGAAUCUGAAAUGUUGCCAUUAGAAAAUGUGCAAACUUGUGAAGGGCACAUUCCGCCAAAAAGGAUAGUAAAAGAAAAUCCACCCAGGAGAGGAAGAAGCAGGCAAGUCAAUGAAACAUCUGGUAAUGAAGUUGAUGUCCAAGGUCCAAAUAUUGAACAAGAGGAUAAUCAAUCCAAAAAGGCAAGAGGGAAGAGAAAUACUCAAGAAUCCUGUUCACUGAAGAGCCAAAGGACAGUGAAAGAGAAUCCACCCAAGAGAGGCAGAUAUAAAAAAUCUAUUUCUGGUGUUAUAUCUACAGAUUCUAACAGUACACACACAAACCCUAUAAUAGGCGAAAAUAUAGAUGGCAAAAAUGCUUUCCUUGCAAAGGAGGAUCAAUCAAAAGUAAGUAGAAGAACAAGAAACACUGUUAUAUUUCAGAAAAUUCUUUCUCCUGUCAAAAAUGACUCUUGUCAUUUGCUGUCAUCAAACAGAGGGGAACAUUCAGAUGAACAGCCAAAUGAAGAUUUGAAGACAGAAAAUAAUGCAAAUGAGAAUUUCACAUACAAAUGUAGAAAAAGGAAAGCAGUUCAUGAAAUUUCAGCAAACUCAAUUUCUUCCAAUAAUGACAUUCAACAAAAUGGAAAGAAAGAUUCAAAAGCUGUAUCAAAACAAAAUACAUCCAGAAGUAAAAGAAAACGAUUAGCCCCUUGUGGAAUGUCAGCAGAAAGUAAUGAUGAGCUAAGAAUUAGCAGUAGAAAGAGUCCUUUAGUAACAGGUAAUCUUGGUCCUUUAGAAAACAGUUUUGAAAAAAAGCAUCAAUUGAAGCAAAGACAAGAAACUAAUAUUGCAUCACUAGUUCCUCCCUCCCUGAACAUGAGCAUCACUUUAUCUUCUGCUAAUGAGAAUCAAAGUGGAAACUGCAAAGAAUCUGUUGGAAAAGGUAAAUUAGCAAAACUUUCAGGUACAUACAAUAUAAUUACACGCUCUCUCAGAGGAAAGCGCAUUAUUCCAAAAGAAGAGUUUGUUCAUGAAAUUCAAAACAAAGAUUUGCAGAAAACAGCUAAGGCAACUCUGAUCAAUCAAAGAAGAGGUAGAGGAAAAAUUAAUAAACUUGAGGCUACUGUUUCUCCUUCCCCCAAAGAAAAAUGUACAUUAUCAGCAGGGAGUAACAAUUUUCCUAAUGAACAAAUUCUAAAUAAUGUUUCUAAUAAAAAAAUUUCCUUAAUGGGCAAGGCACCGAAAUUUCUUGAAAUAAAAACCAUGACUCAAAACAUCAAUCAAAAUGAUUCAUCUAAUUAUGACCAAAAUAAAAAUGUUAAGCACUCAAAUAUGCUGGUGCAAAAAGGUUCAUCAGAACAUGCAAAAAGAAAACAAAUUAACAAUUCGGAAACAAUUACCACUGCUAACAUGGUAAAAAAUGUAACUCCAGAAAGUAAAUCAACAGUAUCUAAAACAGUGCAAACAAGAGGAAAAAAGAAAAUGAAAGAAGAAAAUACCACUCUAAUAAUGACGGAGUUGCCUAAAGAAACUGAAGGCAGGACAAGAGCAAGCAAAAGAAUAAGAAAAUAGAUUAUAAUAUUUGCUCUGGGUGCAUUUUUUAAUCCGAAAAAUUACAACUUUAAAACUUUGAAAUUGAAAUGCUUCAACAUUCGCUUCAGCUUAACCCUUGACAUUUAUAAUAUCUGAUGCAAAUAUUUUGUAAAUAGCUUUUCAAAUUAUUUUUGUUUAAAAUAUUAAAGGAUUAUGAAUUUAAAUUUUAACUGAUUUGAUUUGUAUUACCUGUAAAUUUUUAAAUGCUAAUGCUUCUGAACUUAUGUUUUUCAAAAUUAAAAACACACUUAAACAGUAUUGCUUUGCAUGAUAUUCCAAUUGAAGCUAAGGUGUUUGCCACACUAGCAAAGGUUAGGCACAGUUCUUGGAAUAAUACUCAGGGAGAAAAACCAGCUAUUCAAAACAGAAAUCUGAAUUUGUACAAGGCCAGUGUUUUCUCUGUUUAGCAUUAUCUCUAAAAUCUUGCUGUUUUGUACAAGACAAUUCUGGAAGAUGUUUGAUUAGCAGUUGGAAGCAUGAUCUGUAAUCCUGUUGAAGAGUUCCAAACUGGGAAAAACCAUGGUUUGGAAGUUUGGAUAAACUGCUGGAUAGGUUAUCAUACUGUCAAAGCAAAAUGCUGU
Pseudonaja textilis is the source of this 4190-nucleotide messenger RNA. The record is from RefSeq and is a predicted model, not a curated record. Lineage: Eukaryota; Metazoa; Chordata; Lepidosauria; Squamata; Elapidae.